UUGUAACAAAAUCAUUCCUGUGUGCACUGGAAUAUAUCAGCCGAAAAUGAGGAACUGUUGAGCAACGUACUGUGUGUGGAUGCCUCCGACCCUCGCUGGAUGAUUCCACCUCUGUGAUGAAAGGCUUAUCCAGCAGCCGCAGCCACCACCACGUGGUGACCUGUGACCCCUCUUUAGACUCCAUGGGUCACCACUUGGACCAUAAGCCCUACCUCAUCAGCCAGAUCGACAGCCCCCAUCCGGUCGACCACUCUUACUACUCCCAGAGAAUCCCUUACCAGCCUGACUGCGUGGUGCCUUACGGGACCUUCCCCCGCCGACACUACAGCUCUCAGCACGAGCUGAAGGACGAGACCGCUGUGGUUCCCUACACCGGGGGAGGGGUUCCGGCCAACAAGGGCCAACAGCGUAUCCCCAUCACUCUGUUGGAUCAGUUCGACCGGCAACUCCCAGUGCCUCGUGAUGGCUAUCACACGCUACAGUACAAGCGUGCCGCCGCAGCCUUGGAGCAACGGAGCGACAGCCCUGGCCGAAUCCGGCACCUGGUGCACUCAGUUCAGAAGCUCUUCACCAAGUCCCACUCACUAGAGGGCCCACACCAUGGUCACGGCCACGGCAAGGGAAGCAUCAACGGAGGCAAGGCCAGCCCCGACGGAGAACCCCCUGCUAUUCGGCACCGCAAGCGCAGCAAGAGCAGGGAGCGCUGCAAGUCGGCUGAACCCAAGAACAGGACACCACCUUCUGGCUACUGGAGCUCAGAUGAAUUGGAACGCGAGGCCUGCCUGUUUCACCAUGGACCACCGGGCGUCAUGACCAUGGGCCGUCACCCGGAUAAGUCGCAGUCACAAUACUUCUUGGAAGCCUACAACACCAUCAAUGACCAGGCACUUAAAAACUCCCGCAGCAGCAAUGAUUUGGGCAAGUGCUCGACGUGCACGAGCAUCCCGCUGAGCAUGGACCCUUCACAUCUCGUGAAGAAGAGCUCGUGGUCGUCCUCUCUCACGGUGAGCAGAGCACGUCAAGUCUACCAGAAGGCCUCGGUAAAUGUAGAUAAGGCCCUAGUGAAAGCAGAGGCUUGUCAGCAGGAGCGCUCAUGCCAAUUCUUGCAGGUCCCUCAAGACGAGUGGGGAGGCUUUCCACUUGGGAAAGAUGAGGAUAUCCCGUGUAGACGCAUGCGCAGCGGGAGUUACGUAAAAGCCAUGGCGGAGGAUGACAGCGGAGACUCGGACGGCAGCCCUAAACCCUCGCCCAAGAUGCAGGCGCGACGGGCCAGCUACCUCAAAGCCACCCAGCCAUCACUGACAGAGAUGACCACUCUGAAGUAA
Messenger RNA from Sinocyclocheilus rhinocerous, 1325 nucleotides. RefSeq names its product disks large-associated protein 1-like. NCBI's taxonomy places the organism in Eukaryota, Metazoa, Chordata, Actinopteri, Cypriniformes, Cyprinidae. The transcript has 3 exons. Gene Ontology annotation, cellular component: glutamatergic synapse; postsynaptic specialization. The record is from RefSeq and is a predicted model, not a curated record. Gene Ontology annotation, molecular function: molecular adaptor activity. Bases 117 to 1325 code for a protein of 402 amino acids. Gene Ontology annotation, biological process: signaling.